UCUGUCUCAACCACAUUGUUUUUUCAUGCUACAUAAAGCCAACAAACAGCUUCAACAAUAUCAUUGCCAAUUGCAAUCUUUCUCCACUCCUUUUAAAUCCCCAUCUUACCUCUUCUCUCUCUUGGUAAGUUACAUAAAACUUAGAAAACAUUAACAUCUCCCUCUGCCUUCUCUUCCAUAUGGUCAUGGGGGCUCACCGUCGUUUCGAACCAAUUUCGAAAUGUAGCAGCGAGGGAAGAUCAAAUCAGACGGUGGCUGCAGAUUUAGAUGGAACCCUUCUUGUGGCACGAAGUGCUUUCCCUUAUUUCAUGCUUAUUGCUCUUGAAGCUGGCAGCCUUAUAAGAGCAUUUGUUCUCUUAGCAUCGGUUCCAUUUGUGUAUUUUACGUAUUUCUUCAUCUCGGAAUCUGUGGCCAUUAAUACCUUCAUUUUCAUUGCCUUUACCGGGUUAAAAAUGAGAGACAUUGAGCUCGUUUCAAGGUCUGUCUUGCCAAAGUUUUAUGCUGAGGAUGUUCAUCCAGAAACCUGGAGAGUUUUUAGCUCCUUCGGCAAAAGAUACAUUAUUACAGCAAAUCCUAGAAUCAUGGUAGAACCAUUUGUCAAGUCAUUUUUAGGAGCUGACAAGGUUAUUGGAACAGAGCUGGAAGUGACAAAAUCAGGCAGGGCAACUGGGUUUACCAUUAAACCAGGAGUUCUCGUUGGAGAACACAAAAGGGCUGCCGUCUUGAAGGAAUUUGGCACAAAUUUGCCAGAUUUGGGCCUUGGAGACAGAGAAACAGACCAUGAUUUCAUGUCAUUAUGCAAGGAAGGAUACAUGGUGCCAAGAACCAAAUGCGAUCCAUUACCAAGAAACAAGCUUCUAAGCCCUAUCAUAUUUCAUGAAGGACGCCUGGUCCAAAGACCUACCCCCUUGGCUGCCCUCUUGACCUUACUGUGGCUUCCUAUUGGCUUCAUCCUCUCCCUAUUAAGGGUCUAUCUCAACAUCCCUUUGCCAGAACGAAUUGCCCGAUACAAUUACAAGAUCCUGGGAAUCAAACUGAUUGUUAAGGGUACCCCUCCACCCGCACCUAAGAAAGGCCAAAGUGGAGUCCUCUUUGUUUGUAACCAUAGAACAGUCUUAGACCCAGUUGUGACAGCGGUUGCCUUGGGAAGAAAAAUUAGUUGUGUUACUUAUAGUAUUAGCAAAUUCACAGAAAUUAUUUCCCCCAUUAGAGCUGUUGCAUUAUCAAGAGAAAGGGAGAAAGAUGCAGCUAACAUCAAGCGCCUUCUCCAAGAAGGUGACUUGGUAAUAUGUCCCGAAGGGACAACCUGCCGAGAACCAUUUCUGCUGAGAUUCAGUGCACUGUUUGCUGAACUCACAGACAGAAUUGUGCCGGUCGCAAUCAACACAAAACAAACAGUUUUUCACGGAACAACUGUUCGAGGGCACAAAUUGUUGGAUCCUUACUUCGUUUUCAUGAACCCAAUGCCAACUUAUGAGAUCACCUUCUUGAACCAGCUGCCUACAGAGCUCACUUGCAAAGGUGGAAAAUCAGCCAUUGAAGUUGCAAAUUACAUACAAAGGGUGCUGGCGGGGACAUUGGGGUUCGAGUGCACUAACUUGACCAGGAAGGACAAGUAUGCUAUGCUUGCAGGAACAGAUGGUCGUGUUCCAUCCAAGAAGGAAAAAGAACAUGAAAAGGAAAAGGCUUAAGG
Molecule: messenger RNA, 1693 nt
Organism: Durio zibethinus
Lineage: Eukaryota; Viridiplantae; Streptophyta; Magnoliopsida; Malvales; Malvaceae
Product: glycerol-3-phosphate 2-O-acyltransferase 6-like
Biological process (GO): cutin biosynthetic process
Cellular component (GO): membrane
Molecular function (GO): phosphatase activity; glycerol-3-phosphate 2-O-acyltransferase activity
Source: RefSeq, a predicted model, not a curated record